Lineus longissimus is the source of this 453-nucleotide messenger RNA. RefSeq lists its product as uncharacterized. The record is from RefSeq and is a predicted model, not a curated record. NCBI's taxonomy places the organism in Eukaryota, Metazoa, Nemertea, Pilidiophora, Heteronemertea, Lineidae. Bases 1 to 453 code for a protein of 150 amino acids. The transcript has a single exon.
AUGCGUACGAAUCAGUCGUUAGUUUUUCUUUUGAGUGCGAGGACGGAUGGUGUCGUGGGACCACGACAGUAUCCAAAACCAAAGCGGUAUUCAAAAGCAAAACGGUAUUCAAAAGGAAAACGUGAUCCAAAAGGAAUAUGGAAUCCAAAACGAAAACAGGAUCCAAAACGAAAACGGGAUCCAAAACGAAUACAGGAUCAGAAACGAAAACGGGAUCCAAAACGAAAACGGGAUUCAAAACGAAUACGGGAUCAAAAACGAAAACAAGAUCCAAAACGAAUACGGGAUUCAAAACGAAUACGGGAUCAAAAACGAAAACAAGAUCCAAUACGAAUUCGGGAUCCAAAACGAAUUCGGGAUCCAAAACGAAAACGGGAUCCAAAACAAAAAACGAGAUCCGAAACGAAAUGGGAUCAUAGCGGAGUCCAAAACCAAAGUGGAGUCCUAAGCUAA